UUGAGGAGACUUGUAUCUGUGGAGCCGGCUUGUUAAAUCAGCGGACACCGACUGCAUACUUUAGAUACGUCCACAGAACGGUUGUGCUAUCGUUGGGUCGUAGUUGACAACUGGUUGGAUAUUACAGAUAAACCCCGGCGCUAAAUGGACAACAUUAGCUUGCCUUUUGCUGUGGCUAAGUUAGUUAGCCAGCUAGUUAGCUAACUGUAGCGCACGAGCUAGCGUGACUAACGUUACGUCCGCAGGAGAACAUUCUGACUUGGAGGAAAGGAAGGGAGGAAAUUGAUAAGUAGGAUCACUGCGCACCGCUACUUAUGCAAAGCUAGCGUACUUUUUGGUCUCCCGAGUUCACGCACUGUGACGCAUUUAGAAAAGCUCUUCCACAAGGGCAUCGGGAGAAACUCAUGGCAUCGGAUGUGAUUGAGAGCGAAGCGGUGCUGAAGGGUGAUAUGAGUUUGAACAAUAGCAGCUCAGAUUUUGGCACACCCAGCAGGACUCAUGAGCAGCUGGGAAACAGACAGACAUCCAGUCCGUCAUCUUCUGGAGUGUCUGGAGAAGGUGACGAGGAGGAAUUAGAGGAAUUGGAAAAUAGCACAGCUUCUACAAUUGAAAAUGGCGAAGAGGCACUUCAAGAGAGUCUGACCAAAACAAGAGGUACGCCACAGGAAAGGACAACUCCAGACAAUGAGCAGACACAGCCGGGAGCAACAUGCUCGUCCCCGGUGAGCCUCCUGCAGCCACGAUCACCACCGGGACCUAUCGGAAGCCUGGAGCGCCAGGAGUCAGUUGCCACAACAGAAGCUCGCCUACGAAUGGAAGGAGUCGAGCUGAAGGAAGAGUGGCAGGAUGAGGACUUUCCACGGCCCCUGCCCGAGGAAGAGGAGCUGGAAGAUGAGCUUUUUGCAGGAACCUCUGAAGAGACAGACCCAGGCUAUGCGAUGGACCACGGCAAGAAGGCGAAGAAGAAGCUGGCUGCUCCGGACAUCAGUCUGACUCUCGACCGCAGUGAAGGUUCCCUUCUCUCUGACGAGCUGGAUGAAAGCACAGAGCUGGACCUCGAUGACAUAGACACACCUUCAGACAACAGCAACGAGUUUGAAUGGGAAGAUGAUCUUCCCAAGCCGAAAACCACAGAGCUACUGCAGAAAGGUGUGGAGUCGGUGCAGGAGUACUCCGCCUCGGACGAGAGGGAGGAGGGACGACGCUGGAGGGUGUUUCGAAUUGGAGACCAGGAACACAGAGUGGACAUGAAGGCCAUUGAACCUUAUAAAAGGGUUAUCAGCCAUGGAGGUUACUAUGGAGAUGGUUUGAAUGCCAUAAUUGUGUUCGCUGUGUGCUUUAUGCCUGAGAGCAAUCAACCAAAUUACAGAUACAUCAUGGACAAUUUAUUCAAGUAUGUCAUCGGCACACUGGAGCUUUUGGUCGCAGAGAACUAUAUGAUUGUGUAUUUGAAUGGGGCGACUUCUCGGAAAAAGAUGCCAACCGUCGGCUGGCUCAGAAAAUGUUAUCAGCAGAUUGAUAGGAGAUUAAGAAAGAACUUGAAGUCUUUGAUAAUAGUCCAUCCCUCUUGGUUUAUUCGCACCCUGCUGGCACUCACAAAACCUUUCAUAAGCUCCAAAUUUAGUCAGAAAAUCAAAUAUGUGUUCAGCUUGACAGACCUCGCAGAACUGGUUCCAAUGGAAUAUGUGUCCAUACCGGAUUGUAUCAAACAGUUUGACGAAGAAAAAAAUAAGAAAAGCCGUAAAAGGUAUAUGCACUUUCACCCAGGGUCAGUUUCAGCUUUUUUUUCUUUUCUUUUCUUUUUUGCAUUUCACAAAACUAACAACAAAAUAAUCUGUUGGCUUCCAGAAAUGCACCAAUACACCUCAUUCUGUCCCGCGUGUUUGGAGUUGGACGAUUUGCUGUUACCUUCUGGCCACAAAUUUAGCAACUUUCCCUUUCCAAAAUGUCCCACAUUUCCUCUCAGUAGAUUUCGGAUGUUCCCUCAAAAGCAUGCUGAGAAGCUGUUUGAUUGGUUUCCAAAAAUAGGUGGCUUGGUGAUUGUUUUAACUGACUGAAUCCUAUUUCUGAGCCAAUUCUGUGAAGUUCAUUUCAAAGUCAGUUCUUGUUGAAUUUUGUUCUCUAUUUAUCACCUCAAAAUAAUAUCAGCUAUCUGUAUGUGGUUUAAAACGUACCUCUGAAGCUCAUUUUAUACCUGAGGUGCUGUUUUCACAUGAGGCGCCAAGUGGCACUUACAUGCAUGUGUCCUUUUUAAAAACCAGGUUUAGAUUUUGAUGUGGUUGAUGUUGGGUAAGUUGUUUUCAUGUUUGUGCUGCUGAAUGAAGUAGAAGAACUGGGAAGUAGCUGGUCCUAGUCACUGUGGUUUUGUGGUCGCACUGUAACCAUGCCCUCACAUGGUUCCCCUCAGCACUCUGCUUGUCCACUCUCACGGCUCUUUGCAUGACUCACUGCAAACCCACUCCCUGCUGAUGUUUAGAAAUGACCACAAACCUUUCGUCAGCCUCUCUCAUGCACACACAAAUCGUCUGCUCACUGCUGAUAAGUAGUGAGUGUGUGGUUGUACAUGUGCAGAAAUAUUGUGGCAUGUUCGAAAAGUAAUAACCACAGGGCUGUAGGAGAGACUCGGUAUUGUGUAAAUACAACACUGCCACAAUUAGUUGCACUUGUGUUGUUAGGUGCAUGAGUUUCUAAGUUGAUAAACAAACUUGCAAGACAAAUGCACCACAACCUCAAACACUGCCGGAAAAAUGUCACAUUUUAAAGGAGCAGAAUGGAAACGGAUUUAGUGAAGAUUGCAGACUUCUUCCAUGUGCCAAACGUAAGUUCCCAGUUAGGAUUGCUUUAGGGUUCACUGUUCAGGUUUUUACUGGGAGCAGAAUUAUCUGAAGUCUCCUGACUAAGACAAACUGACUAGCUGAUUAAAAAUGUUAAAACCACUAAAUAAAGCAGUUUUGCAAUAAUAAAAUUAAAAAAAAAAAAAAAAACUGCUAAUGUGUGCUUGCCCAUUUCUCUGAUAAGUUAAGAUCCAAACAUACAUGAGGUUUUUAACAGGAGCCGAAUUAUCCACAAAGUUCUCUUCCUUUGAUUUAAGCCUUUAAAAUCUGGAUGGACAUACGUUUUCUUGCACAGCAAUCAGACACCAUAUUUAAAACUUCAAGUUCUUUUAAAGACAUGGAAAAAAGUCAUUCAGCAACCUGGUAUGAAAUGCAAAUUGCAAAAAAAAAAGAUAUUGAAAGAUGACAAGAAAAUGACCUAAAACUUAGCUUUAAAACAAUCAUCAAAUGACUAGAGAAAAAUAUCAAGAAUGCUUUAUUUAUAACUAUUUAAAAUUACAUCUUUACUUUUCUUUUAAUUUCA
This is a messenger RNA of Plectropomus leopardus (leopard coralgrouper), 3357 nucleotides long. Lineage: Eukaryota; Metazoa; Chordata; Actinopteri; Perciformes; Serranidae. The record is from RefSeq and is a predicted model, not a curated record.